Messenger RNA from Saprolegnia parasitica CBS 223.65, 2163 nucleotides. RefSeq lists its product as hypothetical. NCBI's taxonomy places the organism in Eukaryota, Oomycota, Saprolegniomycetes, Saprolegniales, Saprolegniaceae. The record is from RefSeq and is a predicted model, not a curated record. Bases 36 to 2132 code for a protein of 698 amino acids. The transcript has 5 exons.
ACGGCUUUUCUGACAGGAAGAUCCCGGCGGCGACGAUGCUGGCCCUCAACAUGCGCCAGCUCAAGUACAAGACGCUGGCCGCGAUGGGCGUCGCCCAGUCGGUCGAGGACCCGUCCUUCGAGAUCCUCUGCGGCGCCUUCACGGCCAUGGAGGAGGCGCUGCCGCAUCUGUACCACCAGGUGCUCACGGCCUUGUCGAGCUGCCAUACCUUUUGCCACACGCUUGUCGCGACGUUCCAGCAGAUCAAGCCAUCGGGCAGCAGCUACUUUGCGACGCUGCACGCGCUGCGCGAGCAAGCCGAGGCCAUGGAGCAGGCCGUGACGCUCACCGUGCUGGCGCCGCUGCAAGCGCUCAUGCAACGCUGUGCGUUCUUGCGCCUCGAGCUGCAAAAGCGCGACCGGCUCGUCAUGGACUACGACCUGCUGAAGCUCGACGUGUCGCGCGUUCCUGACGACGCCAAGCUCGAGCGACAGUACAAGCUCGAGCGCGCGUGGCAAGCGUACCAGACGUUUACGCGCCAGCGCAUGGACGACAUCCAGCAGCUCCAAGCCGACGAGGCGCAGAUCCGCGCCGAGCUCUUCGAGAUCAUGAAGCUGCAUAUCGCCAAGUUCUUUUCCCAGGCGCAAAAGAAGCUGUGGGACAACCUGAGCAACGCCACCCCCGACCUCCCCGAGUCGCCGCCACCGUCAUCGUCAUCGGCUUCGUCGCCAUCCACCGAGAUGCCGGCGCUGCUGCUACCGCCGGCAUCGGCGAACGCGCUCAUUUCGGCACCUUUGCUCAGCCCGUCGUCGCCGCGUCGCUACGCCGAGACGUCGUGGUUCCCGGGCUUUGUCCGUCGGUCGUGGUCGAUCACACAGGACAAGGCUCCGGCGCUGCCAAGCCCGCCACGACCCAAGCACCAAUCCAAGCCGUUGGCGCUCGCCCCCAACGAGUGGCGCGGCAUCGAGAGCGCGCUCUGGGCGCUCGACGAGCAGGCCCACCCACCCACGACGCGAUUCGCACGCGCGACGCUGCCACGUCAUUUCGACGACUCGGACGUGCUUGCCAUCGGCGCGUACCUCGACGUCGUGUCGCUGGGCACGUUUGGCAUGGUCUCCAAGGGCGUCUACAACUGCAUCAUGGGUCGUCCCGCGCUGUGGCACCGCGCCGUGCGCACCGGCGGCGUCCCAACGCACCUUCGCAGCCGCUUCUGGCUCUGGUUCUUCUACACCCGGCACGGCCAGCUCGCGUCGCACCGCACCGACUACCAAGCGCUCUUGCAGCGCGGCGCGUACAUGGUGCACCUCUCGCAUGCGUCCGUCGAGGCCCUUCCCGACUCGGACCCGGACGCGCAGCUCGUGCACUGGUUUAGCGACAUUGACGUCGACGUGCGCCGGACGUGCUACAAGAACGUGCGGGGUGGAGCGACGACAUUGCAGUUUGAGGACGACGAUGUGUCGGACGACGUGGUCGCGCUGGUCGAAGCCGCGCGCGUCCAGACGACCCAUCGGCACAGCCCGCGGCACGGCGACAGCGCGACGGUCGAGCGGGCCAUGGCGAUGGAAGCGCAGAUGCGCCGCCUCCUCCGCGCCUACGUUGUGCACAACCCACGCGUCGGGUACUGCCAGGGCAUGAACUUUAUCAUUCGGCUGCUUCUCGAGUCGCCGUCGUCGGACGAAGCCAGUGUCUUUUGGACCUUUGUGCAGCUCAUCGAAGGCGCCAACUCCUUGUACGAGCCUGGGUUUCACGUGCUCCAGUCUCUCUUUACCAAGCUCGAUGUGCUCAUCCGAGAACAGCUGCCCGAGCUCCACACGCACCUCGACCGCCUCGGCGUCCACGUGUCCAUGUUUGCCGCCCGGUGGUUCCUCACGCUCUUCUCGUCGCUCGAGACGUUUGGCCCGACCCUCGCGCUGCGCUUCCUCGACGUCUACUGCAUCGACCGGCACCGCGUUCUCUGCGGCCUCGCGCUUGUCGUCCUCGACGAGCUCGAGCCUGUCAUCUUGGACGCCGACUUUGAGACGUGCUUGCGCAUUCUCCAGUGCCCGCGCCUGUACCUCCAAGAAGCGAGCGAUGCGAAGCAGACGCAAAUGCUCCAGCACGCGCUCGUGCUCAGCAUCACACGCACGCUCCUCUCGCCCGAGAUAUUGCGGUAGCCACCACACAUGGUCCAUCAUCAAUCCAUCA